AUGCUACUGGCGGUUCCACGGGCGCUACAGUACCUGAGGCCCCGGAGGGGUUUCCCAGCAGCAGCCCAUGUGCUAACACGGGCUGCUUGUUUUGCGUGUCAUUGUUUCGGAGGCCCCUCAAAGGUGCGGUGGAUUCACAGCAGCCAGAGGCAAGCGGGGUGUCAGGAGCUUCAGGGGCUCACGCCACAGCAGAAACGCAUUCUUUAUCGCAGCAAACAGCGCGGGUGGGUUGAGCUGGACCUCAUCCUCAGCGCGUUCACGGAGAGGAGCAUCAAAACAUUUCGCCUAGAGGAGCUGGCGGAGCUCGAGAAAAUAAUUGACGAGGAAAAUGUUGUACUCUACGGCUGUCUCGUGGGCGCCAAUGGCCACCGCGAGGCCGCUCCACCCCAUCUGCAGGAUUCAGCUGUUUUCAAGCAGCUGAUGAAUUUUGUUGUCAACCAAUACCCAAAUCUCGUGGCUAUGCAGGCAACGAGCAGCAGCGCGGCUGCACCAAACCCUAGUUGA
This is a messenger RNA of Eimeria tenella, 504 nucleotides long. RefSeq lists its product as uncharacterized. Lineage: Eukaryota; Apicomplexa; Conoidasida; Eucoccidiorida; Eimeriidae. The transcript has 3 exons. Gene Ontology annotation, biological process: protein-FAD linkage; mitochondrial electron transport, succinate to ubiquinone; tricarboxylic acid cycle. Gene Ontology annotation, cellular component: mitochondrion. The record is from RefSeq and is a predicted model, not a curated record. The coding region runs from base 1 to 504 and encodes 167 amino acids.